AUGGACGUCUUCGGCAUAGAUGUGGAAUGUGCAAAGAUAUCGGGUGAAGUUCUCACGCUUUCUGUCAACUCGGACUCGCUGGUGCGAGACCUGAAGCGGGCUAUCUCCAACUUGGCCACGCCCAGUGAGCCUCAGUUCCAUCCGAUCUGCCAGCAGAUCAUGUGGCAAGGCCGAGCAUUGGAGGAUACGGAGAUUCUGCAGAAGCUAUGCGAGCCGCCUCGAGCUGGGGACAAAGCAAAGCUCGAUGUGACCCUGUUGCUGACCGUGGACGGCAUCUUGUCAACUUUUGGGCUUGGAAGGUGUGAUCUUGCUGUCGCUGCGAUCAACGCUGCGCGGACGCAGGCGGUGUGUGAUGAGCAGGUGCUGUCCGCGCUGUAUCACUGCACGCGCUGGGGCCUCUUCAGCCGCUGCCAUUCGCCGGAGUCCAUCUCACAGCCCCGCGUCAAGGCUGCGGAGUCCAUCAACGCCUUCGCGCAGAAGGGCCAGGAGAAUGCCGUGGAUGCGCUCAUCAGGUGCCUCAAAAGCCCCUCCCGCGAAGUUCGUGAGAUCGCCAUUGACGGUCUCCUCUUGGCCCCCAUGGACAAGGAGCUCUUGUGCAAGAAGUUGAGAAAGCACAUCGAUGGCCUGCUGUCUGUUGAGGACAACGACGAUGAGGAGCUGAGAAGAGUGAAGUGGCAGGCUUACGAAGGAUGGGACAUUCUGCCUGCCUUGGAGAUGUUGGGACUGCUGUCGCAUCCGAGCGACGAAGACUCGCUCAGGGUGCUGAAGAAGGCUUUGGACAUCAAGUACGACUUCGUUGGCCGCCAGAUUUUUGCAAGAAGGGUGACGCUGUCCUCUCUGGGCCAUGUGGGCUGGACAUGUCCCAAGACGUCCUGCAAGCUGGUGCGGUACUUCGUCAAAUUCUGCAGUGUGCUUAUGUCUCCUGUCGUGAUGGGUCGAUUUGGUUUGGUAAAUGACCCUCACGACCACUGGGAGACGACUGUCCCAGUCGUGGCCCAGCAAAUGUGCAGCUUCGGAGACACGAGGUUAGUGCUUCCAGAGCAGAUUGUGGACGAGUUGGUGUCGCUGCUCUCGCAUGCCGGCCAAACAGACCCACGCUUUCGCCAUGGCACCCACCCUCCAAAGACUCCCAGCGCGGCCUCUGCGCGGCGAGCGGCGACUGAGCUACUGAGCGCCUGCGGGAACGAGACAGUGGUAGAGAAGACGCUGCCACUGUUGAAGCACCACUGGGAUGAGGUGAAGAUUGCGGCCAUGACCGUGCUUGGGCGAAGGGCUCUCGAAGAUGAAGCGUUGAUUGCCGAGCUCACCAGUUUUAUCCAUUCUGGAUCGUCUGCCGUGGCGCAGACAGCUGUGACUGCAUUGGGCCAGGUGGGCAAGGGCAACGAGCAGGCCAUCGCCACUCUCAGAUCGUGUCUGUCGCAUGCAGAUGGCUGGGUGCGCAGAAGCACGCCUGCGGCCUUGCUCUGCGCCGCUGGCCCCAGCGCCGUGGCGGAGUUGCAGCGGCUCUGCGCGCAGGGCGAUGUCGAGGUUGCGGAGGCGUCGCUAAGAGCUCUGUCUCCGGAACAUGCGCGAGCUGCGGCCGCCCAAGCGUUGAAUCACCAGGAGCCCUACAUCCAAGUCGUGGCUGGAAAUCAGCUGUUGAAGCUGCACCGGAUCUCAGACCUCCUUUUCGACGUGAGCUCUGGGCACCUAAGGUGUUUAGACAACUUCGUAUACUUCAUGAGAGAGGGGCAAAAGGACGAACCGGAGGCGCCCUCUACAGAGGUCUUUGUGGCUGUUGCCGAUGUUGUUCGGCGCCGGGAGAUCUCCGAAACGAAGCGGAUUUGCAUUAGCUUCCUCUAUGCCCUGGGCAUUUGGUUGCAGCACACAGAGGCCAUCAACCUGCUUCAGGAGCUUGUGGAAGAGAAGCUGUGGCAUCCGCUCCCGGUAGCACAGGAGGCUGUGCGGCUGCUUCGCGAGAAGCCAAAACCAAAGAUGAGGAAGAUGAUGAAGGUGAAGUGGACAUCUUCCAUGCUCACCUUGGAUAGAGACGACGACCUGCCAGCCCCAUCUGCUGAUGACGAAGACCUGCAGCAGUUCUGGCAUGCCUACUACGUGGACGGCUUCUCGGCUCACGUCAACCAGACUGACGCAUUGGAGAGUGGACCUGACGGGGCGUCGUGA
Symbiodinium natans is the source of this 2163-nucleotide messenger RNA. Lineage: Eukaryota; Dinophyceae; Suessiales; Symbiodiniaceae. The record is from the annotation of a GenBank genome assembly.